Salvia hispanica is the source of this 1233-nucleotide messenger RNA. RefSeq lists its product as uncharacterized. Gene Ontology annotation, biological process: defense response to other organism. Lineage: Eukaryota; Viridiplantae; Streptophyta; Magnoliopsida; Lamiales; Lamiaceae. Gene Ontology annotation, cellular component: plasma membrane. The record is from RefSeq and is a predicted model, not a curated record.
AUCUAAAACUCCGAUUCGCUCACAUCACAUGCUUCUUCUCUCCACAUUUCACGCAAAGAUCCUCUCUCUCUCUCUUCAAAAGCAACUCUCUCUCUUCAAAAGCAACUCUCUCACUCCAAAAGCAAGCAAAGAAGAGGAAGAGAGAGAGCUCGCACAUUCGAUACAACGAAAAAAGUAGCAAAAGCAGCGCCCACCGCCGUGGGCGGUGCCUCCUUUUUCCCCAAAUUCCCCCAAAUCAAAACCUCACCACAUCACAAUCCCUAAAUUAUGACCUCUUCCAACCACCACCGCCACCACUACCCCCCCUCCCCCUCCUCCUCCGCCUCCCUCCGCGGCUGCUGCUGCUGCCUCUUCCUCCUCUUCUCCUUCCUCGCCCUCCUCGCCCUCGCCGUCGCGCUCGUCGUCAUCCUCGCGCUCAAGCCUAAGAAGCCGGAGUUCGACCUCCAGCAGGUCGCCGUCCAGUACGUCGGCAUCAGCGGCUCCGCCGUCUCGCUCGACAUCCGCCUGCUCUUCGCCGCCUCCAACGGCAACAAGGUCGGGAUCAAGUACGGCGAGUCGCGAUUCACCGUCAUGUACCGCGGCAUCCCCCUCGGCCGCGGCGCCGUCCCCGCGUUCUACCAGCCCGCGCACACCGUGCGCCGCGUCGAGGUCGCGAUCGCCGUCGAUCGGGUCAGCCUGGUGCAGGCCGACGCCGCCGAUUUGCUCAGGGACGCCUCGCUCAACGAUCGGGUCGAAUUGCGCGUCGUCGGAGACGGCGGGGCGAAGAUCCGGAUCCUCGGGUUAACCUCCCCCGGCGUGCAGGUAUCGGUAGAUUGCACAAUUGCCAUUAGCCCAAGAAAGCAAUCCCUAAUAUACAAGCAGUGUGGAUUCGACGGUCUCAGCGUCUGAUAUAUGGUCUCUCUUCCUUCAAUUUUAUCUCUAGAAAUACUUAAAAAGAAAAUUCUUGUGGAGAAAAAGAGGCAGAGAUUUGUGCCUAUCUCUUCCUUUAAUUUUCUCUCUACAAAUAUUUAAAGAAAAUUUUUGUGGAGAGACAGAGAUGGAGAAUUGACAAAGUGAAUUCCCACAAAGUUGAAGGCAAAUUGAGAUGAGUUAGAGAACAUGAGUUUGAGGGGUUUCUGCAAAUUUUGUAUUCUUGUAUAAAGUUUAUAAAAUCUGAUUGAUUCAAUUAUAUUACUCAUGUUCUCACUACUACUUAACUGAUCUACUAUAUUAUUCCUUUUAUGAGUUGUGCUA